GAAGAAGACGAUUAAGAUAUUUACAAUAUUUUCUUGCUACAUUAAAUACAAAAGUAGAUGUUAUGCUUCUUCCUACUGGAUAUAAUUCUAAUCAAUCUCCUUCUACUGAAAAAUUUUGUGAUUAUGAUCAAUGUUCAAUUUUAUUAGAUACUGAAGAUUCAUGA
Funneliformis caledonium is the source of this 164-nucleotide messenger RNA. The record is from the annotation of a GenBank genome assembly. NCBI's taxonomy places the organism in Eukaryota, Fungi, Glomeromycota, Glomeromycetes, Glomerales, Glomeraceae.